Messenger RNA from Fragaria vesca subsp. vesca, 989 nucleotides. Its product is annotated as probable histone chaperone ASF1A-like. Gene Ontology annotation, cellular component: nucleus. The record is from RefSeq and is a predicted model, not a curated record. Lineage: Eukaryota; Viridiplantae; Streptophyta; Magnoliopsida; Rosales; Rosaceae. The transcript is spliced from 3 exons. The coding region runs from base 18 to 641 and encodes 207 amino acids. Gene Ontology annotation, biological process: DNA replication-dependent chromatin assembly. Gene Ontology annotation, molecular function: histone binding.
AUUUGGGUGUCGCAAAUAUGAGUGCCGUCAACAUCACAAACGUCGCCGUUUUGGACAACCCCUCGGCUUUCCUCAACCCCUUCCAGUUCGAAAUCUCCUACGAGUGCUUGGCUUCUCUCAAAGACGACUUGGAAUGGAAGCUCAUAUAUGUUGGAUCUGCUGAAGAUGAGACCUAUGACCAACUUUUGGAGAGUGUGCUUGUUGGUCCUGUCAAUGUUGGCAACUACCGUUUUGUAUUUCAGGCUGACCCUCCAGACCCGUCAAAAAUACGUGAUGAAGAUAUCAUUGGUGUCACAGUGCUGCUGUUGACAUGUUCUUAUAUGGGGCAGGAGUUUGUUAGGGUGGGAUACUAUGUGAACAAUGAUUAUGAUGAUGAACAACUGAGAGAGGAACCUCCCCCUAAGUUGUUGAUUGAUAGGGUCCAGAGAAACAUUUUAGCUGACAAGCCGCGAGUCACAAAAUUCCCAAUUAAUUUUCAUCCGGAGAACAAUGAACACGAGGAGCCAGCUCCCCCUUCACUUGAUGAUUCAACAGAACCAAAGCAGCCUCUGUCUUCGCCUGAUUUUCCAACUGAAUCAAACAUCAAUGCAGAAGAACAAACCCUUCCACCUGUAUCAUCUCUUGGAAGUGUGGAAAAUUAGGGGGUUUCAUAUCAAAUCUUCAAAGUUCUACCUGGCAGGUUGAUUGUUUUUGGUGACAUAGCUAUAUUAAAUUUCAAACUUCCCAUUUUGGAAAACAUUUUAACAUUGAUCUAGAGUGUUUGAUCGGAAUGUUUUGUGCCAUCAUUUUCUUGUUGGGUGAUGUGCCAUGGGAUUGCUUCAGAGUGGAAGCGUUUAGAGUAUAUUCUUCAGACCCUUAGUGCACUUCUAUCUGCUAGAAAUGAUGUAAUCAAGUAUGUGUAGCCUAGACUGAACACUUAUGAAUGAAAUAGAAUGGAAUGCACUUGGUAGCUGUGUCCUUGAAGUAUAAGUCGAAUGUUCUAGUUAUUA